GUCCUCUGUAUGGCUGCAGCAAGGUUAUUUCCUCAUGCAUGGAGAAGAAAAAUAUAGGAUUAUUUAAUCAUCAUAUAUACCACAUUCGCCUUGUCUCAUUUUUAAUAAUCAGUCAGUGAUAUUGAUUAUGGCACUGAUAAUCAGCAAGGUAACUUACGUUCCCUCUGCACUGCUGUUACGUUGAUUCAUGCGAUGAGUAGCUUUCCCUAGUGUAAUUUUGAUUGUAAUAGUCAUAUUCAAAUCAGUAUAUGGUUUGUUACAUGAAAGUGAACAUUUGGAACGGGGCGCACGAAUACAAAACCUCAAACACAAGUGGCAUGUAUCAUUGGCAUGCUUAUUGGACAUCCACACCGACAGAUGGCUCCUGAAGAUUUAGCGCUAAGCACCCUGGCAAUUCUCCAUGCGACACCACAAAAUAAUACAAUUCCCCGACCCUGCAUUAAUGCAGUGCACUGGGCCAAGGUUCGAAACCUACCCAGGUGAUCCGGACGCACUGAGCACAUAGGAAUGACAGAACCGCGACUCGGCUGUAGAUUGCGGAAUGCGAGACCGGCCCUCCUACCAAAGGAAAGAUGAAGGAAUGGUGGCUUCUUGUGGGCUUGCUGUGCAUUCCUCUGCUGGCAGUCUACCUGCACAUCCCUCCUCCCCAACUGUCACCAGCCCUUCUGACCUGGCGCUCUGCCGGAGCAUUCUUCACUUUCAGGAGCAACAAUAUAUUCUACAGGGAGACCUAUGGUGCUGUAGGCAGCUCUGAUGUGGUCAUUCUCCUCCAUGGCUUCCCUACCUCCAGCCUGGACUGGUACAAGAUAUGGGAGCCCCUGAAUCGGCGCUUUAACCGUGUCAUUGCUCUGGACUUUCUUGGUUUUGGCUUCAGUGACAAACCUAGGCCCCACCGCUACUCCAUCUUUGAGCAGGCCAGUGUUGUGGAGGCGUUGGUGUCCCACCUGGGUCUGACAGAGCAGAGGGUCAACCUGCUCUCCCAUGACUAUGGAGACACUGUGGCCCUGGAACUGCUCUACAGGAGUGACCACAACAGGACUGGACACUUGACCAUCAACAGCCUCUGUUUGUCCAAUGGAGGAAUAUUCCCAGAAACACACCAUCCCAGAUUCCUUCAGAAGCUCCUCAAGGACUCCAGCUUCCUCUCUCCAGUGCUGACCCGUCUGACCAACUACAUGGUGUUCUCUAAAGGGCUUGGGGACGUGUUUGGUCCUUACACCCAGCCCACAGACGCUGAGUUCUUGGACAUGUGGACAGGGGUCCGCUUCAAUGAUGGGAACCUGGUCAUGGACAGUAUCCUGCAGUUUAUUAACCAGAGGGACGAGCACCGAGACAGAUGGGUUGGUGCUCUCACCUCUACUUUCAUCCCUGUUCAUAUGAUCUAUGGACCCCUGGAUCCAGUCAACCCUCACCCCCAAUUCAUCUUCCUUUACCAGAAACUGGUGCAGAGGUCUACUGUGUCGGUUCUAGAUGAACACAUCAGCCAUUAUCCCCAGCUGGAGGACCCAACUGGCUUUCUCAACGCCUACUUCAGCUUCAUCAACGCCUUCUGAGCCAACUCAUCAGCAUUAGACAUUCUCAACUUGACAUCUGCAAGCAUAACCUGGGUCAUGUUCAUUCGGUCUCACAACGGGAAGGUUAAAACAUUUUGCAAUAGGAAAAACGCAUUUCUUAUUGGAGUUCAGCCCUGUUUCAGUGUUUUCUUCCAUUUGGUGCCUAAUGAACACACAUUUUCACAUCUCCCAUUGUGGAAAAAGUUGUGAAGAUUCAGCUCUGAUUGGGUCAACAAACAUCCAUAAUUGAAAAACCUUCAACCUGGAUGAGAACUGUGCACAUUGAAUCAUAGCUGAUAUGACACACAGUAAUGUUGAAUCCAUUCCUGGUAUGUCAUCAAAGAGCCAAGCCAAGUUGGACAGAUACUGUCUCCUGCUACUCGGUAUGAACAAAAUGACAGUACUGAAUGGAUCAACUACUGCUGUAGGGACAUGGGUGAUCUUUCAUGCUUCCAGUAAGAUUUCCUAAGGUAAUCUCAUCUAUGGCGACAAAUUGAUGGGUUGCAACCUGUUACGAAUUACAAAGAAAAUCAUUUUGAUAUGAUUUCUAGAAAUAAAAGGAGUUUUCCAUAAA
Oncorhynchus masou masou (cherry salmon) is the source of this 2127-nucleotide messenger RNA. It is a transcript of the gene mest, whose product is annotated as mesoderm specific transcript. Gene Ontology annotation, molecular function: monoacylglycerol lipase activity. Gene Ontology annotation, biological process: acylglycerol catabolic process. The transcript is spliced from 12 exons. The record is from RefSeq and is a predicted model, not a curated record. Gene Ontology annotation, cellular component: mitochondrion. Lineage: Eukaryota; Metazoa; Chordata; Actinopteri; Salmoniformes; Salmonidae. The coding region runs from base 573 to 1553 and encodes 326 amino acids.